Messenger RNA from Peromyscus californicus insignis, 2355 nucleotides. RefSeq names its product mitochondrial ribosomal protein S2 (gene Mrps2). Gene Ontology annotation, molecular function: structural constituent of ribosome. Gene Ontology annotation, biological process: translation. The coding region runs from base 27 to 923 and encodes 298 amino acids. The record is from RefSeq and is a predicted model, not a curated record. The transcript has 4 exons. Gene Ontology annotation, cellular component: mitochondrial small ribosomal subunit; ribosome. NCBI's taxonomy places the organism in Eukaryota, Metazoa, Chordata, Mammalia, Rodentia, Cricetidae.
UGUUCGGCAGGAAGAGUCUCUGCGGCAUGUCUGUCCACGCGCCAGCUAUGGCUCCUGCUCCGGCCGUGCUGACCCGGCUGCUGUGUGCAGGUGUGUGGCGCCGGCCAGGUUUCCUGCAGAAGGCGGCCCCGGGCCUGGCCGGGCUGAAUGGUAGAAUGGUGACGGGAGCCCAGGUCCCCGUGGUCAGCGAGCCCCAGGACGGCGACGAUCCCCAGAGCAGGAUCCUAGAUGUGCCACUGCAGCAUUCGGACUUCUUCAAUGUCAAGGAGCUGUUUUCCGUGAAGAGCCUCUUCGACGCCCGAGUACACCUGGGCCAUAAAGCUGGUUGCCGUCAUAGGUUUAUGGAGCCAUACAUCUUUGGUAACCGCCUGGGCCAAGACAUCAUCGACUUGGAGCAGACAGCCUCGAAUCUACAGCUGGCUUUGAACUUCACGGCCCAUGUGGCCUACCGCAAGGGCAUCAUCCUGUUUGUGAGCCGGAACCGGCAGUUCUCUCACUUGAUUGAGAAGACAGCCCAGGACUGUGGGGAGUAUGCCCACACCCGCUACUUCAAGGGUGGUUUGCUGACUAAUGCACACCUCCUCUUUGGGCCCUCAGUCCGCCUGCCGGACCUCAUCAUUUUCCUGCACACGCUCAACAAUGUCUUUGAACCCCAUGUGGCUGUGAGGGAUGCUGCCAAGAUGAACAUCCCCACAGUGGGCAUUGUGGACACCAACUGCAACCCAUGCCUCAUCACUUACCCUGUCCCUGGCAAUGAUGACUCCCCUCAAGCUAUCCAUCUCUUCUGCAAGCUCUUCCGGACAGCCAUCAACCGAGCCAAGGAGAAGAGGAGGCAGAUGGAGGCACUGCAUCGGCUGCAGAGUUCCAAGGGGUCUGAGGGCAGUGGGACGUCUUCUGUACCUGAUCAGAGCCAUUCCCCAUGACAGGAACCCCUGCUCCCACAGUAGAUAGCCAGGCCUAUUCUGAGCAGGAAGCUCCUUAUCCAGCCCUGACCCAUUCCCCAUCUUUAGCAUCAGAGUCCUAUAUUUCCAAGAUUUGGCCACCCCAGAGUCCUGAAUUAAACCUUGUCUGCCUGUUUUCUGGGAACAAACACAAGUAAAAUAUAUCCACGUGGCCUCUGGCAUCUAUUAAGACUUGGACAUAGCUAGCCAAGUGAAAGGCACUGUUUGUCAGGAAGCCCUUGUGUCCACCUUAGAAGUAGGUCUAUAUCAGGUGGGUUGGUCUCUCUUUUUUCAAUUAAAAUUAGUAAUUCAUUCUCUGAAGGAAAUUCUAAGCAAGACAAUCCUGAUGUCCCUUGGGGCCCCCAAUAGUUGCCUCUAGAUCUAUAACCAGACUUAAAGGCUAAGCCGGCUCCUAGAGCAGAGAGAGAGAGUGUGGCCCAUGAGGUGGUAUACGAGGAGUAGAAAGUAUAGUCCCUAAGGAGAUGUAUUCCACUACUAAAGAAUUUAAUGGGUUUGCUAAAUCAUUCAAGCAGAAGUCUAUGUGUGGGGAUGGAUUUUAAGGGUGUGGGAUAAUGGUGGAAGGAACAUAGAACUAAAUUGGGCUGAGUUUAUUGAUAUGGGCCCUCUGGAGAAUAUCUAGGUUUAAUAUGGGAAUUUACACAGUUGAAGAAGGUAUCAAGUUUGCUUGAAAGGUUGGCUGAAGCAUUUGUCAAAAGAUGGCCUACUGUAGGGAGCGCAAAGGUCCUUGUGCCCACAGAUCACUGGGGAAACCAGAAAUCUUAAACACACAGGAUUAUCUUCUCAAAGAAGGGAAUGAAUACCUGUUUCCCAUGCAGAAGGAAGGCUGGGAGUGGAUAUUGUAAUGACUUGAUGACCUUCGCUACCUGUAGAGCCAGACCUCACCCAAAUCCCUCAGAAUGUUUAUCCCAGACUCUCCCUCCCUAGACCUUUUUUUUUUCCCUUCUGGUUUGGUUUUGGUUUUUCAAGACAGGGUUUCUCUGUGUAGCCUUAGCUGUCCUGGAACUCACUGUGUAGACCAAACUGGCCUCAAACUCAGAGACCCGCCUGCCUCUGCCUCCCAGAGUGGUGGGGUUAAAGGCGUGUACCACCACUGCCCAGUUAGCUGUUUAUCAGUCAAUAGAACUCAUCCUUAGGGGAGAUGUCAGGUACUUUAUAGCCUGGCAACCUCUGUGCUAUGUGAGUCAGAGACCACACCAGAUCUAGGCCCUUAAGCUAUAGAAGCCAUCUUCACAGUCACGUGUACUUUUGAGUUUUGAUGUAAUUAUGACUCCUUGUACACUGGGGAUUGUAUUACACCAGGAGGCCUUUUUCCAACAUUGUACCAUGUUUAAAUAUGCCUACAAUAAACCACCUGCUGUCAGACUAUCUAGAAGUUUGAGCCAGCACCAGCUAA